AUGCUCGAGGACGACUUGCUGUACACCUUCUACCAAGGUGCCUUCGGAGCCAGCUACAACUCCAACUGCGCACAAUACAUUGGUUUGAUCGCUGAUAAGAAGCCUGGCAUCGCCGUGCUCGAGAUCGGAGCCGGAACUGGUGGAGCCACUGGACAUGUUCUGGACCGGCUUCGAACAGAGUCAGGCUCUUCCAAGGCUUCCAGAUAUUACUUCACGGAUAUCUCUCCCGGGUUUCCUGCCAAAGCACAGGAGCGAUUCUCCACGGACGCCGCUAUCAUGGAAUUUGGGACUUUGAACAUUGAGAAUGACCCGCUGGAACAGGGGUUCAAGGAAGAGGAGUUCGAUAUCAUCGUGUGUGCGAACGUGCUGCAUGCGACGAAGAGUAUUCAAGAGACUUUGGAAAACUGCAAGCGACUAUUGAAACCAGGUGGCCAGCUCGUCCUCUCCGAAGUCACCAUAAAGCGAAUCUUCUGCGGCUUCAUCAUGGGUCCACUGCCGGGCUGGUGGCUUGGUGAGGACGAUGGCCGUAAGGGUGGUCCUCUUCUCGAUGUUCUGGAAUGGGCUUUUGCCUUGAAGAAGGCUGGAUACUCAGGUGUUGACCUCGACAUUCGUGGUGACUGCGAGGGUUCCAAGGAGCCGGUGUCUUUGAUCGUAUCUACGAAGCCGGCCGUCUCAACUGUCGAGCACUGCAUCUCGUUGGCUGAACUUGAGAAACCUUUGCUGGCAGACAUAGCAGGAGAAGACUGGGAAAAGCUCCGCAAACUGAUCUAUGAUCCCGCAGGACUUCUCUGGAUCACUGGCGGUGCAGCCAUGGAUUGCUCUCAUCCUCACCAAUCCCUCAUGGUGGGACUUGGACGUGCCAUUCGCAACGAGAACACCGGUCUCCACUUUGCGGUUCUCGACAUUGAUACUGCAGACACCAUCAACAUUGAGGCUUCCUCAAUUGCCAUAGCCAAUGUCGCCACGGCUCAUUUGAGCAGCGAUGGAGCUGACGGGGAGUUCGCAGCAAGGGGUUCGAAGGUCUUUGUUCCUCGAGUCGAGUGGACGCCUAAAGUUGAUGCUUCCCUGCGGAAAUACGAAGCGAAGGGAGAGCCAGAGCUUGUCAAUUUCAUUGGCAGUGGCCGUCCCCUGAAGCUGACAAUUAAGACGCCGGGUCUACUGGAUACCUUCCGAUGGCAAGAAGAUGAGACUUAUUACGAGCCAAUGCCAGCAGACUGGAUCGAAAUUGAGGUCAAGGCUGUUGGUCUGAACUUCAAGGAUGUUCUCGUCGCUCUUGGAAACCUAAACGAGAACAAACUCGGUGUCGACGUUGCUGGAGUAGUAACCGGGAUAGGGGCAGAUGUCAGCGACAUCAAGAUUGGCGACAGAGUCAUGACGGCCAGUUGUGAUACCUUCGCGACCUUCGUCCGCUUCCCGAUGCAGGGCGCUAUCCCGAUGACUCACGACAUGAGCUUCGAAGACGCUGCCUCUAUGCCUCUGAUCUUCCUGACAGCGUACUAUGUUUUGGUGACUGCAGGCCACCUCGAAAAGGGCGAGACGAUUCUUAUCCACGCGGCUGCUGGUGGUGUCGGACAGGCUGCUAUUAUCCUCGCCCAGCAUCUUGGAGCGGAGAUCUUUGCGACUGUGGGAUCUGAAGAGAAGAAAGACCUCAUCAUGAAGCACUACGGCAUUUCAGCUUCUCACAUCUUCUCUUCCCGCGAUGCGAGCUUCGCGAAGGGGAUCAUGCGCUCGACCAACGACAAGGGCGUUGACGUUGUGCUAAACUCACUUGCUGGUGAGUUGUUGAGACUGUCUUGGCAUUGUCUUGCUCCAUUCGGCCGCUUCCUGGAGAUUGACAAGGCUGACCUCUUCGCAAACACUGGAUUGGACAUGAAACCGUUCCUCGAGAACAAGAGCUACAUUGGCGUCAACUUACUGGACUUCGAGAACGACCCUACGCCACGAGCAGUGAAGCUCUGGACUGAUGUCGCCAAGCUGAUUGGGAACGGCUCUUUGAAGCCUGUUCAGCCUGUGCAGCAGUUCAACUUUGCUGAUGUUGAGAAGGCUUUCAGGUAUGUGCAGACUGGCAGACACAUGGGCAAGGUGGUCCUGCGCGUUGACGACAACGAUACGGUGCUGGCCAUUCCACGAACUCCAAAGGUUGGCGUCCGAACCGAUGGAACUUACAUUGUUGCUGGCCUCGGCGGCAUUGGGAGAGAGCUCGGUCGCUGGCUGGCUGAAAAAGGGGCAAAGCACUCGGUCUUCCUCUCCCGUUCAGCUGCAUCUGGUGCCGACAAUCAGGCCUUCGUCGAGAACUUGCGCAAGACAUACGAUACCAACGCCAUUGCUUUCGAUUGCGAUGUUGGCAACCGAGCUGCUUUGCAGACUGUGCUUUACAACAUCAGCGAACUCCCACUCGUUAGGGGCUGUGUCACCGGAGCUAUGGUGCUCAAGGACACGCUGUACGAAAAGAUGAGCGCCGAUGAUCUUCGCAUCACAGUUGGUCCUAAGGUGCAUGGCACGUGGAAUUUGCAUGAACUUCUGCCGAAGGACAUGGAUUUCUUUGUGAUGCUGUCUUCGCUUGCCGGUGUCAUGGGACAUCGUGGGCAAGGCAAUUACGGCUGCGGGAACAUCUUCCAAGACUACUUCGCCUCUUACCGUCGCUCACAAGGCCUCCCAGCCAUGACCAUCGACAUCGGGUACCUCCUCUCCGUCGGCUUCGUCGCCGAGCACGACGAAUACGUCGACCACGUCAAAGCUAUGGGUCUCAAAGUCAUGCACAACAGCGACCUUCACGGCCUGAUGGCCACCGCCAUGGAAGGCUCUGAUGCACAUCCAGCACAAGUAAUGUGCGGCCUUCCAUUCAACGAAUUCGAACCCCAAUGGUACUGGAUGAACGACAACCGCUUCGCCGGCCUCCGCAAACUCACUGGGGCCUCAUCUUCCGCAUCAUCCUCUACCAUCUCCCUCAAAGACGAACUCUCCCGCUGCACCGACAUCGCCGUCGCAAUCGAUACUAUUAGCAACGCGAUGGCUGAACGACUCGCGAGACUGAUGAUGAUCCCGGUGGCGGAUGUUGAUACGAACAAGCCGUUGAGCGCGUAUGGGGUUGAUAGUCUUGUGGCGGUGGAGGUGAGGAAUUGGAUUAAGAAGGAGAUGGGCGUGGAGGUCAGUGUGUUUGAUGUUAUGGGGAAUGUGCCCAUGAGGGUGUUUGCGGGGGAUUUCGCGGGGAGGAGCAAGGUUUUCGGGGGAAAGUGA
Messenger RNA from Zasmidium cellare ATCC 36951, 3237 nucleotides. RefSeq lists its product as uncharacterized. The transcript is spliced from 5 exons. Gene Ontology annotation, molecular function: fatty acid synthase activity; phosphopantetheine binding; oxidoreductase activity. Gene Ontology annotation, biological process: secondary metabolite biosynthetic process; fatty acid biosynthetic process. The record is from RefSeq and is a predicted model, not a curated record. The coding region runs from base 1 to 3237 and encodes 1078 amino acids. NCBI's taxonomy places the organism in Eukaryota, Fungi, Ascomycota, Dothideomycetes, Mycosphaerellales, Mycosphaerellaceae.